UAAACUUUUUGUUUUUGUUUUUAAUAAUAUUUAAUUUAUUUGUACCAAAUCGAGAAGACUUCUUUCUCUACAUCGAUCUCAACUCAACGCAGAUACCAAAAACUCCAUUGCGGAUCGAUCAUCCUUCCCGAUCCUAUUCUUCAUUUUCUCAUACAGAAACGUAAUAAUGGUUUGCUUGGCAUGUCUCAUACCCAUUUUCCUUGUUCCCAUCGUCAACGUACUGCCUCUUUUCUUCUAUUACAUUAUGGGAAAGGUUUAUAGGCUUCUUGGGUGGGAGUACAGAAGGCCGGAGCCCUCUCCGGCCGCUUGUCCUUUCAAACCAGCAGCUAAAAAGGAAAUCCAAGCUGGGGAAGGAGCUGUGCCUGGUCCGGGAGAGUCUGUAUCCAAACCGGCAGGACUAGUGGAUAGCAAGGAAGACUGAAGUUUUACUUUUUGUGCUUGAAGGUGUAUAUAUAAGAAUCUCGGCCUUUUUUUGUGGUAAGGGAAGGCCGGGCCUUAUUAAUAUUUCUUGGGUCUAGAGAGAACUGAUCUCAUUCUUCUGUAGCUGGUUUUACAAAAUGUAUGGAAACUUAUAUCUGGUCUAAAUGAUCUUUACAUUUAUUUUAUUUUCUUUGUUUGGGGUACCUCAUCUCAUGAAUGAUACUAAAAGGUUUCCAAAUUUUGGAUUGAAGAAACCAA
Humulus lupulus (European hop) is the source of this 678-nucleotide messenger RNA. RefSeq lists its product as uncharacterized. The transcript has 4 exons. The record is from RefSeq and is a predicted model, not a curated record. NCBI's taxonomy places the organism in Eukaryota, Viridiplantae, Streptophyta, Magnoliopsida, Rosales, Cannabaceae. Bases 167 to 421 code for a protein of 84 amino acids.